CCAGAAUCACGUCUACAAAGAUGAGACAUGUCUUGAGUGAGAGGGAUUUGUGAUGUGCUUUUUCAUCAUUGUUGUGUGAAUGCUCACCAUGGGGAAUGCCAUGAACUUGCGUUUCAAGGGCUCAACAAUAAGAGAAUUGAUUGUAUCUGCGCGGGUUUGUUUGUUGUUUGUUAGGAUUCGAGGAGUGUGGUCAUGAAUUGCUUGUGUAUCCGAUUAUGAGUCUGUCUGCUUGGUGGAUCUGACUGAUCUUUAGCCUGGUCCUGGCCCUGAGGUACCGUGCAGAUGCUGUGUGAUGGUGAAGCGACCUCUGCAGGUGUUGAAAGUCAUUGACGGUCAGCUUUCACUUUUGCAGUUUCCGUUUAACAGUUUACAGAAAUGUGGGUCUCGCACGCUUGGCAAUGUGGAGGAAUAAUUGUGGAUGUUGAGUAUUAUUUUGGGGUGGUGAAAGGACAUGGAUUCACAUUCUUUGGCACAACACCGGGAGGCCUCCUCUCUACUUUCGGUGCAUGAGUAGAACGAAGCACCGCUACAUGCCCAACAGUGGAUUUCGGAGGUGUAAACUUGUACGGGACAUCGGUAUGUGUGUAAGCACAUGUGGGGACGUGCACAUUGAGAACCGAGCACUUCAUGUUGCAGCAUGCUGUUAUUGGUGAUCUGAGUAUGGUAUUGAGUUCAUUGGGAGAGUGGUAUUGAGUUCUGGAAGUUCAUGCUGUGUUGUGAUUGAUUCUGCUUUCAAGGUGCAGUUGGGUUCAGGGUUUUUCAGGAUUUUGGGGGUGCAGGUGGACUGUAGGGAACGAUGCGUGGUCUAAGGCGGGUAAAGUAUACGCGACCAUCGACGAGGAAUGAAGACGUGAGAGCCAUUUGCGGGGCGUGGGCGCCUCGCGUUGGGAGUGUGACAGACUCCCCAUCUGCUUUUGUUCUCUUCGGUUCGGAGGACGAAGACGAGGGAAACGCAGUCACUGUUCGGGAUUUUGAUUUCGAUACUGAAACACUUUCGGACAUCAUCCAUGCGAUCUCUAUCGAGGAUGGUCGUCCCUUACGACUAGUAGUACACCCCAGUGGAGAUGGGGUUAUCUGUUCAUUUGCAAAUAGUUGUAAGUUCUUUGAAAUAAAUUCCAAGGGUUCGUGGAAACUCAAAGCGUCUGAGCGCGAACUUCCUCUUCUACAAGGGCUUGGAGUUCAAAACUGCAUAUGUUUUAGUGGAGAUGGCUCCUUGUUAGCCACUGGUGGUAAGGAUGGUCACCUUCGAGUUUUUGCUUGGCCCACUUGCCAAGUCGUACUGGAUGAACCCCAGGCCCAUCGUUCAAUCCAAGAUAUUGAUAUUAGCUUGGAUGCAGCGUACUUGGCAUCCACCGCUGAGGAUGGCGCAUGUCGUGUUUGGGACAUUGUAAAAGGAGUAUCCGUGACCCAAUUGCAACGGGAAACGGAUGAAAAAUUCGGUUACUGCAGAUUUUCACGUGAUGGAACACAAGCUUUCUUAUUCGUUUCAAUUACGAAGGGUAGUAGCAGUGGUUAUAUUGGAGUUUGGAAUAUGAUGGAUUGGAGCAAACUCGGCUUAAAAAAGUUAGCCGACGUCCCCAUUUCAUCUCUGUCUGUUUCUCGAGAUGGAAAAUCCCUGGGCUUGGGAUCUAUUGAAGGUGAUGUAGCUGUAAUACUAGUGAGGAGAAUGGAAACAACUCAGCUUAUUGAAAAUGCCCACAGCUCUGCUGUCACGGUUUUGGAGUUUUCUAAACAUGGAAGGUCAAUAUUAUCAUUGGGAGCAGAUACAACUGUUCGGGUUAGCCGGUUGGAGAAUUCCGAAUGGAAAGAAUGGCAAUUGUAUUUGGUGCUCGUGGGAAUGAUCUUGCUAUCAGGGCUGUUAUUCUUGCUGUUCUUUAAAUCAUCACUCUCAGAUGAUUUUUGGCAGCUUCCAAUGGGCCGAAUUCAACCUGCUCAAACUCCUGAGCCAGAAUGGUGUCCACCAAGCAAUCUAGAUGAUACAUGUGGCUUGUAGAGAAGCGUUGGGUGUUCAUUUGAAGAGGUUUCUUUUAAAAAGUAGACCAGUAGUCUAGUGGCAGUGCUCUGCAUCGUUUCAAGGCAUGUUUCUGUUCGUCUUUAGUGUCAAGAAAAAGAGUGAUUGUGUAUAGUUAAAUUGCCAAAAUUGUCAAACUCCCUUGGUUCAUUGGGAGACACUUACCUUUUGAGUUUACUUAUUGUGCUAUACUUAGCAUUGUGUAGAGUUUUGCAUAGGUUUUAAUAGCAUCAAGAUUGUAUAACGUAUUAAGGAUGUUAUGCAAAGACAAUAUUUAGGGAAGAUCUAAGAUGAAAGUAUUUUAUUUUGAAAACAUUUUAUCAAGUGUUUUUGUGGUA
Messenger RNA from Physcomitrium patens, 2349 nucleotides. Its product is annotated as SEC12-like protein 1. Gene Ontology annotation, cellular component: endoplasmic reticulum membrane. The record is from RefSeq and is a predicted model, not a curated record. Gene Ontology annotation, molecular function: protein binding; guanyl-nucleotide exchange factor activity. Gene Ontology annotation, biological process: endoplasmic reticulum to Golgi vesicle-mediated transport. NCBI's taxonomy places the organism in Eukaryota, Viridiplantae, Streptophyta, Bryopsida, Funariales, Funariaceae.